Molecule: messenger RNA, 993 nt
Organism: Aspergillus mulundensis
Lineage: Eukaryota; Fungi; Ascomycota; Eurotiomycetes; Eurotiales; Aspergillaceae
Exons: 1
Coding region: 1-993 (330 amino acids)
Source: RefSeq, a predicted model, not a curated record
AUGUCAGAUGAGGACUUCGAGGCCCUCAAAGCCGCAAUCGACGACGCUGAUGAAUGGAGGGUCCGCUAUCUACUCAAAUCUAUCUGCGGGGAUAUUCCUGAAGCCCGCAAGAGAGCCGGUUGGAGUUUGCUCGUCGACAGCAGGAAGAAGCGCGAAAUUGGCAUGUCCGAUAUCGAUACAGAUGCAUCGUCGCUGACCUCUGAUGCCACUACGGAACCUGAAGUCUCUGAAUCUGAAGUCGAAUCUGAGCCGGUUGCGUCUGAAGAGGACGCGGACUCAGAUAACAACUCCGAGGAAAGCUCCCCGGCCGUUCGCGAUGACGCUUCUGAAUGUUCCGAAUGUUGCCUGCAAACCCGUCUGGUACCGCAGCGAGGAUUGCCUCGAAUUAUCGGAAAGGUAGUGCCUGCAGCGCCAGCCCGAUCUCGCGAGAUGCAGCUGAUGCUUUCAGUCGCCGCUGCACGCGUCGCUUCACGCGCCGCUCCUCGACCUGUGUCGAUACCUGCGCAAGCGCCCGCCGGGCUUCAGCCAUACACGCAGACACCAGAACCAGCACCAGAGAAAGCACCAGAGCCGGAGCCAAAGCCAGAGCCAGAGCCAGCGCAAAAGCCUCUCAAGAGGAAAAUCGCUCGCUAUGCAUAUUGCAUGAAUUGCAAGGAUGAGUUCGACGUCACGGAGAACAAGAGCUAUGCGUGCAAGUACCACCCUGGUAGGUCUAAGCCAUCCAAUCUCCCUGUUGGCUCAAUCGGAGUGCUGAGGUUGAUUCUAGACGACGAGCCCGAGCCCACGGGUGACGAGAUCUGGGUCGACAAUGAUUUCGGCGUCGAUGACACGGACGAGUGGGUUCUGGGGUAUGAAGAGUGCUGGGAGUUUACAUGCUGUGGAGAGACGCUGGAGAGUAACCCUGACGGGUGCGAGACCGGGUGGCAUGUUGAGGGGCGGCCUGAGCGGAAGGCCAAGAGGGUGAGGACGUGGGAUUACCAGCCUAGUAUAUGA